AUGGGUUUGACGAAAUUGUCUUCCUUCCGUACCCUGUACGGAGUGUUGGUGCGGCGAACAUUUGCGUGCGUCGAACAGCACGGCCUACACACAUCGGCCAGCCGGUUGGCGGCAGAUGACAUCGAGUACGAUGAGAUACCGGUUGCUAGGAUACGCAACUUCAGCAUCAUAGCCCACGUGGAUCAUGGCAAAAGCACGCUGGCCGAUCGGUUGCUAGAAAUCACCGGCACCAUCGCGAAGCAUUCCGGCAACAAGCAGGUACUGGACAGCCUGCAGGUUGAGAAGGAACGUGGCAUCACGGUGAAGGCACAGACGGCGUCCCUUGUGUACCGGCACGCCGGUGAACCGUACCUGCUUAAUCUGAUCGACACACCGGGCCACGUGGACUUUUCGAACGAGGUGUCACGAUCGUUAGCGGCCUGCAACGGUGUCAUCCUGCUCGUGGACGCGAACCAGGGCGUGCAGGCACAAACCGUGGCCAAUUACCAUUUGGCCCGCUCGAAGCAGCUCGUCAUCGUGCCGGUGUUGAACAAAAUCGACCUUAAAAACGCUCGCCCGGAAGCGGUGUGUAACGAGCUGCUGACGCUGUUCGAUAUUGACCCUGACGAUGUGCUGAAGGUGUCCGCGAAGUUGGGCACGGGUUGCAGCGAAGUGCUGGCCGGCAUUGUCGAACGUUUGCCGGCACCGGAAGCGAACCGGGAUGCGAAGUUUCGGGCCCUGAUCUUCGACAGCUGGUUCGAUAAGUAUCGCGGGGCGCUGAAUUUGAUAUACGUGAAGGACGGCGAGAUCAGCACCGGGCAGGAGAUCGUCGCGUGUCACUCCGGGAAAGCGUACGAAGUGAAAAGCUUGGCCUUGCUGCGACCAGACGAGCGUAAAGUGGACCGGUUGGUGGCGGGUCAGGUCGGGCUGCUUGGGUGUAACAUGCGCACGAGCAAAGAAUCACAGAUUGGCGACACGCUGUACCUCAAGCGGGACAAGGUUUGUGUGCCUCUGCCCGGCUUCAAACCCCAACAACCGAUGGUUUUCGCGGGUGUGUAUCCACCGGAUCAAACGCAACAUCCCGUGCUGAAGAGCGCCAUCGAGAAGCUAGUACUCAACGAUUCCGCCGUGACCGUUACGCCGGAUUCGAGCCCCGCAUUGGGACAAGGCUGGCGACUCGGGUUUCUCGGUCUGCUGCAUCUGGACGUGUUCAGCCAGCGGUUGCAGCAGGAAUACGACGCCGAACCGGUCCUUACGGCACCAUCCGUGACGUACAAAAUCAAACUGAAAGGCGCCAAAGCGAUUUCGGCUCACGGUGGCAAUGAGACAGUGUACAUCAGCAACCCGGCACUGCUUCCCGAUCCGCCAAUGAUCGAGGAAUACCACGAACCGUACGUGCUUGGUACGAUCAUCGCUCCAACGGAGUGUGUCGGUGCCAUUAUCGGGCUGUGUGUCGAACGGCGUGCGGUUCAGAAAUCGUCGAUCAACAUCGAUAACGAGCGGAUCAUGACCACGUACCUGAUGCCGCUGAACGAAAUUGUGGUCGAUUUUCACGACCAACUGAAGUCGCUUAGUUCCGGGUAUGCAAGCUUCGACUACGAGGAACACGGUUACGUCGAGACCAGCAUCGUCCGGAUGGAUGUCCUGUUGAACGGUCAGCUGGUGGAGGAACUUUGUACCAUCACGCACACCAGCAAGGCCCAGGCCCACGCCAGGAAUUUGGUGCUGAAGCUGAAAGAGCUAAUCCCCCGGCAGAUGGUGCAGAUCGCGAUUCAGGCGACGGUUGGCGGGAAGAUAUUGGCGCGCGAAACCAUCAAAGCGUACCGGAAGGACGUGACGGCUAAAUUGUACGGAGGUGAUGUUACGAGACGAAUGAAGCUACUGAAGCAGCAGUCUGAGGGAAAGAAAAAGAUGCGAUCCAUCGCUAAUAUCAACGUGCCUCGUGAUACAUUUAUAAGCGUACUGAAACGAUAA
Messenger RNA from Anopheles nili, 1953 nucleotides. It is a transcript of the gene waw, whose product is annotated as translation factor GUF1 homolog, mitochondrial. The record is from RefSeq and is a predicted model, not a curated record. Gene Ontology annotation, cellular component: mitochondrion. Lineage: Eukaryota; Metazoa; Arthropoda; Insecta; Diptera; Culicidae. The transcript has 3 exons. Gene Ontology annotation, molecular function: GTP binding; GTPase activity; mitochondrial ribosome binding. Bases 1 to 1953 code for a protein of 650 amino acids. Gene Ontology annotation, biological process: positive regulation of translation.